Messenger RNA from Lepidothrix coronata (blue-crowned manakin), 4210 nucleotides. It is a transcript of the gene HIP1, whose product is annotated as huntingtin interacting protein 1. The record is from RefSeq and is a predicted model, not a curated record. The transcript has 31 exons. Gene Ontology annotation, biological process: clathrin coat assembly; actin filament organization; endocytosis. Gene Ontology annotation, cellular component: extrinsic component of postsynaptic membrane; actin cortical patch; clathrin-coated vesicle. Bases 3 to 3062 code for a protein of 1019 amino acids. NCBI's taxonomy places the organism in Eukaryota, Metazoa, Chordata, Aves, Passeriformes, Pipridae. Gene Ontology annotation, molecular function: phosphatidylinositol-3,4-bisphosphate binding; clathrin light chain binding; phosphatidylinositol-3,5-bisphosphate binding.
CCAUGGACCGCGUGAGCAGCACCAUGAAGCAGGUGGCCAACCCGCUGCCCAAAGUGCUGAGCCGGCGGGCGGGCGGCGGCGGCGGCCUGGAGGCGGAGCGGGAGAGCUUCGAGCGCGCCCAGACCGUCAGCAUCAAUAAGGCCAUUAAUGCGCAGGAAGUGGCUGUCAAGGAGAAACACGCCAGGACGUGUAUCCUGGGCACACACCACGAGAAGGGAGCCCAGACCUUCUGGUCAGUGGUGAACCGGCUGCCACUGUCCGGCAAUGCCGUGCUCUGCUGGAAGUUCUGCCACGUCUUCCACAAGCUCCUCCGGGAUGGACAUUCCAAUGUCCUGAAAGACUCCGUGAGAUACAAGAAUGAGCUGAGUGACAUGAGCAGGAUGUGGGGCCACCUGAGCGAGGGCUACGGGCAGCUCUGCAGCAUCUACCUCAAACUGCUGAGAACCAAGAUGGAAUUUCACACCAAGAAUCCCCGCUUCCCUGGCAAUCUCCAGAUGUCCGACCGGCAGCUGGACGAGGCCGGGGAGAACGACGUGAACAACUUUUUUCAGCUGACGGUGGAGAUGUUUGACUACCUGGAGUGUGAGCUGAACCUCUUCCAGACAGUGUUCAGCUCCCUGGACAUGUCGCGCUCGGUGUCGGUGACGGCGGCGGGGCAGUGUCGCCUGGCCCCGCUCAUCCAGGUCAUCCUGGACUGCAGCCACCUCUAUGACUACACCGUCAAGCUGCUCUUCAAGCUCCACUCGUGUCUGCCAGCGGAUACGCUGCAGGGCCACCGGGAUCGCUUCCUGGAGCAGUUCCGAAAAUCCCAGAACCCCCCCAACUUCCUGCGAGCCUCGGCGCUGUCGGAGCACAUCAGCCCUGUGGUGGUGAUCCCUGCUGAGGCGUCCUCCCCUGACAGCGAGCCCAUCACAGACCUGGUGGAGAUGGACACGGCCUCGCAGAGCCUGUUUGACAACAAGUUUGACGACAUCUUCGGCAGCGCCUUCAGCUGCGACCCCUUCAACUUCAACAGCCAGAACGGGAUGAACAAGGAUGACAAGGACCGGUUAAUCGAGCAGCUCUACGGGGAGAUCGCAGCCCUGAAGGAGGAGCUGGAGAACUUCAAGGCCGAGAGCGCACGGGGUGCGGUGCAGCUGAGGGGCCGUGCCAGCGAGCUGGAGGCUGAGCUGGCCGAGCAGCAGCACCUGAAGCAGCAGGCGCAGGACGAGAGCGAGUUCCUGCGCACGGAGCUGGAGGAGCUCAAGAAGCAGCGGGAGGACACCGAGAAGGCUCAGCGGAGCCUGACGGAGAUCGAGAGACGGGCGCAGGCCAACGAGCAGCGCUACAGCAAACUGAAGGAGAAGUACAGCGAGCUGGUGCAGAACCACGCCGACCUGCUGCGCAAGAACGCGGAGGUGACCAAGCAGGUGACGGUGGCCAGGCAGGCCCAGGGGGAUGUGGAGCGGGAGAAGAAGGAGCUGGAGGACUCCUUCCAGAGGGUGAGCGAGCAGGCACAGAGGAAGUCUCAGGAGCAGGCAGAGGUGCUGGAGACGCUGAAGCGGGAGCUGGCAGCCAGCAGGCAGGAGCUGCAGGUGCUCCAGGGCACACUGGAGUCCAGCACGCAGGCGGGAGCGGAGCAGAACUCCCGGAUCAGCAGCCUGGAGCAGGAGCGGGACCGGCUGAGCCAGGCAGCGGAGCGGCACGGGCAGGACAUGGCAGCGCUGCGGGCAGAGCUGCAGCAGCUGCGGGACACGCUCAGCCGGGAGCAGGAGAGCAGCAGGACCGAGCUGGAGUCGCUGCAGACCCAGCUGAGAGACAAGGAGGGCGCAGAGCAGGCGCUGCAGCGGCGCCUGGCCGAGGAGCAGCGAUCCCUGCUGCGGGGCACCGCCCGCGAGGCCGAGCGGAUGGUGCAGGAUGCCCUGGCUCGCAUGGAGGAUCCCGCCCACAUCGGCUGCACCGGCUCGGCAGAUUGCCUCCUGUCCCGCACGCUGGCAGCCUCCGAGUGCGUGGAGCGGCUGCGGGACGCACACGGCAAGUACCUGUCGGAUGGCACAGCCCUGGGCUCCCUGCUGCCCUGCCUGGCCCUCUUCGCCCACCUGGUCAGCGACACCCUCCUGCAGGGCAGCGCGACCUCCCACGUGGCCCCCGUGGAGCCCGCUGACCGUCUGCUGGAGCUGUGCAGGCAGUGUGGCAGCGAGGCCCUGAGCUACCUCAGUGCCCUGCAAGACCCAGGGACAGUGGGAGGUGCUGACUGCAGCCCAGUGACAGCCUGCCUGGGCCGGAUCAGCACCAUUGCAGAGGAGCUGCGUCCCAGAGGGCUGGACGUCAAGCAGGAGGAGCUGGGUGACCUGGUGGACAAGGAGAUGGCGGCGACGGCCGCGGCCAUCGAGACGGCGUCUGCCCGCAUCGAGGAGAUGCUGAGCAAGGCACGGGCCGGUGACACUGGGGUCAAACUGGAAGUGAACGAGAGGAUCCUGGGCUCCUGCACGGGCCUCAUGCAGGCCAUCCACGUCCUGGUCCUGGCCUCCAAGGACCUCCAGAGAGAGAUCGUGGAGAGUGGACGGGGAGCAGCAUCCCCCAAGGAGUUCUACGCCAAGAAUUCCCGCUGGACCGAGGGUCUCAUCUCCGCCUCCAAGGCCGUGGGCUGGGGUGCCACCGUCAUGGUUGACGCUGCCGACCUGGUGGUGCAAGGCAAGGGGACAUUCGAGGAGCUGAUGGUCUGUUCCCGGGAGAUCGCGGCCAGCACCGCUCAGCUGGUGGCAGCCUCCAAGGUUAAGGCAGACAAGGACAGCGCCAACCUUUGCAAGCUCCAACAAGCCUCCCGGGGGGUCAACCAGGCCACAGCCGGUGUGGUGGCCUCCACCAAAGCUGGGAGGUCACAGGUGGAGGAGAAAGACAGCAUGGACUUCUCCAGCAUGACACUCACCCAGAUCAAGCGUCAGGAGAUGGACUCGCAGGUGCGGGUGCUGGAGCUGGAGAACCAGCUGCAGAAGGAGCGGCAGAAGCUGGGGGAGCUGCGCAAGAAGCACUACGAGCUGGCCGGAGUGGCCGAGGGCUGGGAGGAGGAUGCUGCAGAGUAGCCCCAGUGGCAGCAGCAGCCCCCGGGGGACACCUGGGGCCUCGCAGGGGACACCCCUGGGACCCCGUUCGAUGCAGCCUUUUGGGAAGAUCCCCACGGAUCCGGUGCAGAAGCCUCCCCGAAGCACACGCCCCCCUCAUCCCCCAGGAGCCGCCUCCGGAGCCCCGGGAGCCACCCGGCGAGGCCCCGGGGCCGGGGGCUCUGCAAAGUGCACGUGUAUUUAUUAGAGCUGCUGGGGGGUGGGGGGGUCUCCGGGGGGGUCUUUAACCCUUUAGUUUUGUUUUUGCACAGAUUCUGGGAACUCUUAGAGCCGGCUCUGGCUGAGCGAGAGCGCUCGGGCUUCUUUCGCCUCUCGCUGCUUUUCCAGCCUUAACCCAGCCCGUGGCUCGGCGUGACCGUCCCCCCGCCCCGGGGAUGAGCCUGCUGAAGGCCCCGGGGGUGCCAGCGGGUGGGGGGCAGCUUUUGGAGUGCUGCUGGGCUUGGUGCUAGGUGUGCUCCCCCUCGGCGGGGGCACCGAGUGCCUUUGGCCACUGCAGGGUGGGGCGGUGGCGUUCCCGUGGGAUACCCUGUCUGGGGACACCGCAGUGCCGGGAGCAGCCGGGAGAGGGGCCGGCAGCAGGAGGGACGCUGCCAUGAGCUCCUACCCCACAUCCCAGGUUCCCAAAACGCCCCCCGCAGCGCCCCCCUGAGCUGGGCUGCCCUGCCCCGACAGAUCACUGUGUUCAUGCCAGCAAUAAACCCUCCGCAAGGUGCUGGGCACGGGGUUGGGCCACCACGGUGCCACCGCACAAGCCACCAGCUCCUGGGGACGGGGGUGUGGCUCUAGGGCAGCACAGAGGGUUUCGGGGGGCAGCCAGGGUGCCCCAAAACCAGAGCACCCCAAAACCAGAGCAAGCAGCUCCCUGUCCCCGCUCGCUUUGGUGCCAUCCCGGUGUCACCACCAGCCUCUUGGGUGCAGGGGGGACUGGUGCCAGCAUGGCCGUGGGGAGAGAUGGGCACUAGCCAGGGAACCUUUGUGCCUUGAGCAGGGGGCUCGGAGGGCAGGGGGGUGUUGCCACCUCCGGGCCCCCCAGAUGUCCCCGUCCCCUGCGGUCCUGCUGGUGCUCCUGCUGGGGCCAGAGCGUCCCUCCCCUGCUGGGGGCAGGAUUU